UUUUGUUAUUGUUAAGCUUGUGUAAUUAUUGAACCCUUCGACUUGCGGAUAAAAGUUUUUAUUUAAAUAAGUAUAGAAUAUGCGGGGUGUAAUAAAUGGUUUAAGAAGUGCUGUGAGAACAACAAAUUACACACCAAAUGGAAGAAAUGUUCUUUUGCAGAAUGAACUAAUUUUGCGACCUCAAGUUCGACUGUUUGCCGCGAACUCCUCGUCGGCUUGCUGGAAUUGCCAAAAUAAGUCCGAACUAAGGCAAAAUAUGAUCUGUUCGGAUUGUGGACACCUACAGGAUGUGGAUGCGGGAAUAAAUUACUUUGAACUAUUAAGCUUUCCCACCAAGUUUUCGUUGGAGCCGCAGAAGUUGACCCAAAGUUUUCGGCAACUGCAGACCAUAGUGCAUCCGGAUAAAUAUAGCAAUAAAACAUCCCGAGAACAAGCCAACUCCGCCGACUGGAGUUCCCUGAUAAACAAGGCAUACAAGACCCUCGCUACACCUAUUGAACGUGGCCAAUACCUGCUGCAGCUGGAGGGAGAACAGAUGCCACAGGACAAUAGUGCCUUAAAUAAGGAAUUCCUCAUGGCCAUGAUGGAACGCAAUGAAGAAGUAGAGGAGGCAGAAGACACAAAGGCUCUUGAGGAUCUUAAUGCCCAGCUUGUCAAGGAACUGGAGGAAAUGGCCCAAAAAUUGAGCUCACUCUUCGAAGCCAAGGAUCUCCAGGGAGUUAAAGGAACUCUGGUGGAGAUGAAGUACCUUCUGAGCAUUCAGAGCAGCAUCAAACAAAAGCAGCAAGGUUUGCUAGGCAGCUGAUUGUUGUUAGCAAUCGAUUUGGCUUAAACACUCACACAAGUUAACUUGUUCCUAUCAGCUGAUGAGUCAAAAUAUCGUUUGUUGUAUAAUGUGAUUAAGCUGCAACAAAAAGUCAGUGCACUUCAUAAAUAAUCAGUUUGUAAAAUUUCCAAAACA
Messenger RNA from Drosophila serrata, 961 nucleotides. RefSeq names its product iron-sulfur cluster co-chaperone protein HscB-like protein, mitochondrial (gene Hsc20). Gene Ontology annotation, biological process: [2Fe-2S] cluster assembly; protein complex oligomerization. Gene Ontology annotation, molecular function: protein-folding chaperone binding; ATPase activator activity. The record is from RefSeq and is a predicted model, not a curated record. NCBI's taxonomy places the organism in Eukaryota, Metazoa, Arthropoda, Insecta, Diptera, Drosophilidae. Gene Ontology annotation, cellular component: mitochondrion.